GGUAGUUGUACAGACAUCCAGUAGCAAUCGUGCUAGUCCAGCAUGAAAAGGUUCGACAAGUGAAUCGGCGGUGGUGGCAUCGUCUCACUUUCGUCUGGGACUUGAACCUGGCAGGUAUGACUAGCACAAGUUCUGCCUAGCUCUAUGCCGCCUUCGGAAGUCAAUAUAUUGGCUGCGAGCUGGCUCUAUUGAGAUUGAUUACCGGCCUCAAAUCUGGUCAACAACACGGUUUCAGGAGGAAAUCCCGAAUAUCAAAAAAGUCUUCGAAAAUGAUGCUAGCGGUGAGUCGGAAGAAAGAUCUAGGAUGGUCGGACCUUUACUGCGAACAGCACGAAUUAACGUCACCUGUGUCAGACGUUCCCUCCCCACCGCCGCGAAAACGACCUCGCUGUAUUAUCUAUGGGACUAAGACACGUUUAGAGGGUCCUUCUCCGCCGCCGGCCCGAGAAAACCUGUUUAAUAGAGUGCCCGAUGAAAUACUAAAACAUAUCUUCAAUAACCUGUCAAAAAGAGACCUGCUUUCCUGCAUGAGCUUAUGUAGGCGCUUCUAUAGAGUUGGUUCAGAUCGGGACUUAUGGCACAGCGCAGACUAUUUUGGUCUCAAAUUUAUUGAUCACUCACUAAUUUAUGAAGUUCUUCGAGGUGCAAAAAUGUUACGAGCCGCAAACGCUUCCUCCAGGGUCCCCCUCCUAGAACCAAUUGUUCUUAAACCAUUAAGACUUCAAUAUGUCGAUCUCACAAAUACGGCCAUUUCAAAACCGUUGCUUAUUAGUCUUCUAAAUGCCAGUCAGGACCUUCGAAAGCUUUCCCUCGAAAGUCUGACGUUUUGCGACGACGACAUUUGUAGCUCCAUUGCCCGAAACCAUCGACUAGAUACCCUCAACCUAUGCAUGGUAACGGGCCUUACGGUGGAGGGAGUUACGCGGAUCAUGCAACACUGCCAACAAAUUGUAAGUCUGAAUGUAGCAUGGACGCCUAUGGAUUCCGAGUGUUUGAUGUCGCUAGUCCGUCUGCUUCCCAGAGGCUUAAAGGAGCUCAACAUAGCUGGAUGUGCUAACCGUUUUACCGAUGCCCAUCUAACAGAGCUUUGCAAACGAUGCCCAAAAUUAGAGAAGCUAUGCGUCGCCGACAACAGCAACCUGUCACCAAGUAGCUUAACUGAGAUCUUGUCAGUACUUUCGGAGCUGCGACAUUUGGAUUUAUCACGGUGUCAUCGACUUCAACCUGAGGACAUGUGGGCCCUUGAGAAUCUGCCCAAACUUGAGUUUCUCUCGUGUCACAGUUUCCCUGAUUGGAGAGAUUAUGAAAGAGACAUCAGGAAAGGAUUGUAUCGAGUGCUCGUAAAUGCUGGCCCAGAUCUCUCCAGUAUUGCACGGCCUCAGCCAAAUCAGCACAGGCAGGAUCGGAUUCUGUGGGGCGUACCAAUGAGAUAAAACAACCAGUCACAGGCAGGUUGAAAAUUUACAAGCGUAGAAAAAGAUGAUGGUUUCGACAAUAUAAAGCAUCUGUCAGACGAGAUCGAAGGCUUUUGCCUUUGAUAUGACUCUGCAAACACUCAGUUCUUGAACGAAACAUGUCUGACGUAUACUAGUCGGCUCUUGCCUUUGCACUCUAGAACGCACUAGCUAACGUGACAUACAUUAGCGAUAUGAUAAAAAAAAAAAAGAAAAAAGUAGAAAAAUUACACGAUCUAUUAUACAACAAUAUCAAGUUCCGACGCACCCGUUAAACCAAUUCUGCUUUAAGCAUGUUUUACAUACCUAAAAUAAAUUAAGCAGUAGUCGCGGCGUUUACGAAACAAUUAAAGAGUGGGACAGAAUAUCUGAAUUUUUAAAGAGCGAAAAGGCCUAUAAUGCUGUAUAACCGAUCGCUGUAUAGUGUCGCGGCAGAGGCCUAGAGCGGAUACAAAUCUAAGCUACCAUACGGCUGGUGUUAUUGGUGCGACACCGACAAUAUCGAGGCAGGUCUUAACCAUUUAGCGAAGUGACCGUUUGUCCCGAGGGUGAGUACGGUACUAACACCAAUGCCCCUUCUGUUGAUAGAAGCUAGUGUGAAAAAAGUCGCGUAACGCAUAGCGUUUUGGUAGUAUUUGACCUUGUAUAAAAUUGCGAGAUCAACGCGUUAUGGUCGUUGUGCUCCUCGCUCUGAAAAAAAGGUAGACACUAAUUUAGACUUACCUCGUAUUUCAUUUUAAAACAAGAAAACCUGUUGUUGAAUCAUGUUUGACUUUAAAAUGGCAACCAGAUUGCAGUUAAAACAUAUUUGACAAAAAAGACUGGGUUAAUCGUAAACAUAUUACUUAAGGAAAAAACAUGAGAUGUAAAUUGGAGUGUGGGGUAUCUUUUAAUCAAAUUCGACCAUUUAGUGGAACUGAAACUACACAUUUGUGAAAUUUCGCCGCAUUAUUAAUUUAUCCCGCUCAUAUGAAUCAGCGGGACCCCAAUUUUAGAAUAGGAAGUAAAAUAUUCUGUUUAUGCGUAGAUAAUCAGGUGAAAUCCUUAGCUUCUAGCGGCAUGACUAAGAAAUGGCUACAGUAGUGAUAUGUACAUAAAACUGCGGCAGAGCGUUAACAACAAAUUUUGCAAUGAACUUGCCGCAUAUUCAACCCCGAUUCUACUGAGGAAUCGGUUGUUAAUUGUCAGAAAAAAAAAACGAAGAAAAAUGCUUCCAAAACAAAAAUCUCGACGCUCAAAAAAGAGAUUUGCCAAUCUAGAUACUUUCCGCUAGACGCUUCUGCUUUGGAUGAUCUUCACAUCUUACCAUUUAGUCUUAAAUAAAAUACCAUCGAUGCUGUCGAUAGCCCCAUUUGAUACGUUGUAAGAAGGUAGUUAUCCUAAACGUGCACUAAAUAUAAAAAGGGCUUCCCUUAGGAACAUACCUUCUCGCAGCUCCUUGUUCGUACCAUUCAGUAUUUACGCCAGCCUAUUUCGCCUUGGCAUAUGGUGCGAUUAUUACUCUUGUUAUAUUACAUGAACACAUUGCGCCUAGUAUUAUCAGCGAAACGUCUUCGUGAUGAACAAGUGGGUAGUCUAAUAGUUACUUAAUAAUACGAUGAAUUCACCAGGUAGCACAAUUCCAAAUACACAAUAGCGCCCUUCCAUUUUAUUAAUGCUUAAAGAUUAAAUGCGACAUCGUAGAUAGACAAGGGUAUAUCCUAAAUGUAUUGCAUAGGUACAAUCGAAUCAAUUCAAGGCUGUCGGUAAGCGUUUCGAAAGAAGCGUGCUACUGGUCUAUAAAGUACGACUAAGCAAUGCGUGAACGCAGUUAACUUUAAACAAACCCAAAGUCAGCAUUAUAACCAGAUUUCAGCAACAGCAUUUGUGCAGCUAGCCAAAUAAGUGAAAAUGUAUAAUAGUAGAAAGCCAAUCGCCAAUGAAAAAGCACUACAUGUUACCAUUUUAUUUAGAAGCGAGAACUAAGUUGAGUUGUGUUUAGCAGCGUGAUUUCGGUUUGAAAGAGACUGACUUGUAAAUUUUACUUAGAAAUAUAGCACUAGGUAUGAGUGGAUGUGGAACGGCAAAUAUACUUCGAUCUGUUUUUUUUUUCAGAGAAGCUUUUCCGAUGCUAGAUGUACACAUGUAAAUAUAUAAAUAUAUCCGUAGGACAUUUGUACGACUUGUGACCCUAGGUCGCUGGAACACCAAGGCAGCGUUUACAAGCAUGGCCAUAGUUGGAUGAUGUAGUUGUUCGACGUUUAAUAAAGCCCCACAAUCUGUA
Molecule: messenger RNA, 3717 nt
Organism: Varroa destructor (honeybee mite)
Lineage: Eukaryota; Metazoa; Arthropoda; Arachnida; Mesostigmata; Varroidae
Gene: Skp2
Product: S-phase kinase-associated protein 2
Biological process (GO): SCF-dependent proteasomal ubiquitin-dependent protein catabolic process
Cellular component (GO): SCF ubiquitin ligase complex
Molecular function (GO): protein binding
Source: RefSeq, a predicted model, not a curated record